AUGAUGAUGAUCUUUCAAGUGGGAGAAGAAUUUAUUAAAAGUAUUUUAAGUUUUUGUGUAAAAAGUAAAUCUAAAAUAUGGGUUUUAACUAUUUACUGUGAAAAUGUUAAGGCGGAUAUCGUUUAUGAGCAACUGGGUACGGAUAUUUGUAGUGUUGCAACUGUUAAAUGGGAGGCCUCCAUUAUAGCAGCCAUAUCACUUCUGGGCAUUAUAGUCUACAUGAUGUGGAAAUUUAAAUAUAGGUGAGUGGCAUAAACUUUGUUAACAUUUCAUAAUUUACGGGCGGCAGUGGCUCUGUUAUUGUUGGCCAUAAAUACCAUAGAAUUAGCCAAGGCACUGUUGCCACUGCCGGCUAAUAUAAAUGAUGCCGGAGGAGGGGGAGGAGGAGCUAGUAACAGUGGCAAUAACGGAUAUGAAAACAAUUACCCAGGAAACGGAAGUGAAAGUAAUUUGCCUCAACAACAACAACAGCACGAGCAGACAUUUAUGAACACUGAACCGGAUUUUAUAAUUGUUGUUAUUGGUUUUGCCUCUCUGGCCAAUGCCUUGGCCGCUUUGAUUUUAACCAUCAUGUUAAUUUUUCAUCGUGUGGUCGAAUUGAAAAAAUCUCUAGAAUUUUUAUACAUCAGCAGCACAUUGUCGGUGUUAAUUUUCGUUUUACGUAUUUAUGAAUUGGCGGAAAUUGUUUACUAUGAUUCUCUGAUGGCCUUGGAAUCUAUUAUACAGGCCUCAUCGGCUUUAUGUUUAUUACUAUUGGCCAUUAUAGAUGGUUUUACCGUUUACAAAGAGCGCUAUCGUCCUGACUAUUUGGAAGAUUAUGACAAAAUCGGCUAUCGCCACACAUUGGCUACUUUCUAUUCUAAAGCCUGUUUCUGGUGGCUAACACCUUUACUUUGGUUUGGCUAUAAAGAACCUUUGGAAUUGGAGGAUUUGGGUCAAAUGCGUGUAGAGGAUAGUGCUCGGGCUCAUUAUGAUCGCUUUUUAUUAAUCUACAAACAGCAAAAGUGGUAAGUUAAAAAUUCAAAUAAACCACCAUCUUUAUGGUUGUGCUAUUUGAAAAGCAGUUGGCGGAUGUUCACAUUGGGUGGCCUGUUAAAAUUGUUUGGUGAUUUAUUUGCGGUGAUUGGCCUGGCCAUACAACAAAUUGUCCAAUACAUUGAGAAUAUGUAUGCCAUACAAUACAAUGAAAGCAGCAACAACAACAACAGUAAUGCAUUACUACAAAUGAAUACGACCAAGAGCAAUAUAACCAACAGCAAUAAUAUAAGUAGAGGCAAUAACAAUACAUCAAUUACCACCCCAGAGAUGCAAACGUCAUUGUCAUCUCUAACAGCAUUAUUACAAGCUACCGCAGCAGUAUCAUCGUCAUUAUCCUUCGAACACAAGGAAUAUUUAGGACGUAGUAUUAGAAGUCCUAUUAACAUACAGGCAGCAGUUGUUAAAACUAUAAAACAAGUAGUAACACAAGCAAAAGAAUCAGCAGCAGAUGUAGCAGCUACAGGAUCAAUAUGGUUGCCAAAUUUAAAUGACACUUAUACGAAUAGCAGCUACAACAAUAACAACAAUCACACAAAUAGUAAUAGCAAUGUGUAUAAUCAAAUUGCAAAUGGCAUCGAUUACAUUGAUACCACAUCCUACUCAUCAUCAUCAUCGCCGUAUUCCGAUUUCUACUCAAGUGGUGCUGAAGUGAAAAUUUACUAUCCAACAUGGUUAGAUUUACUAUCAAAUGGUUGGGCUAUUGCAUGGAUAGUACUUUUAGCCGCAUUGGCACAGGGUGCCUUAUCACAGGCCUCUACACACAUACUCAAUAUGACUGGCAUAAGGAUUAAGACAUCACUGCAGGGUCUUAUUUAUCGUAAAACACUAUUGUUGAAUUCAACAUGUAUUGGAGGUGGUGGUGGUAAUGCCGGUGGUGUUGAUGUCACCAUAACAACGAACAUUAAUUCACCAACAACAACUACAACAACCUCAACCAGUCACAAUACUACUGGUCAUAAAAAUGAAGCUAGUAAUAGUACAAUACCACCACCUGGAAUAGCCGGAAGUAAUAUUGAAAAUAGUGUGAAUACUAAUUGUGAUAAUAUUCAGAGUUAUAAUAUUGAUAAAGAUUCCAAUUACCUUAAGGCCCAUAAAAUUGAUAAAGAGAAGAAAUGGAAAAUUGUAACUUUAAGUGAUAUUGGUGCCAUUACAAUGAUGUCCGAAGAUACUUUGAAUAUAAUGUCCUUCUUUUGGAUUGCUCAUUAUGUAUGGGCCAUACCCCUAAAAAUUGCUAUUGUUAUGUAUUUGCUGUAUUUGAAAUUAGGCAUAAGUGCUGUUAUUGGUUCCUUUGUGUGCAUCUUAACAAUGACACCUUUACAGUUUCUAAUAGGCAAGGCCAUGUCACAAAAUACGGAAAUUAUGGCGAAAUUUACUGAUAAUCGCUUAAGGAAACUACAUGACUGUUUUGUGGGCAUUAAACUGAUCAAAUUGAAUGCCUGGGAUAAUGUCUUUAUAAAGAAAAUAAACGAGGCCCGAAAACAGGAAUUGAAAUAUCUCAACAAAGAUUCCUUUUACUGGACCAUAAUGACUAUUUUGACUCAUAUCUCCUCGGUUUUAAUUACUUUUGUCACUCUCUCGGUAUAUGUGUAUCGUGAAACUGGAGCCGAAUUCACCGCCAGUCGUUUAUUUUCCGCCUUGGCCUUAUUUCAACAACUUACCGUUCCUUUACUAAUAUUUCCCAUUACCGUGCCCAUUAUAUUAUCAGCCGUGGUCUCCACCAAACGUUUGGAAACCUUUUUAGCUGCCAAUGAAAUACAAAAACAAUUUGAGGGCAUACGCAAUAUGGCUCGUAUUUUAAGUAAAAGUGAUGCCUCUCUCGAUAUGUAUGAGGUCAAGGAUAAAUCACAAUCUCUACCCUCGAAUAUAUCGUUAAAAAAUGUUAAUGAAAAACCUAAAAUAAAAAUAAUUAUACCCGAUAAACCUGCCCCCUUGGCCAACUCAGAGCCUCACACUCCCCUAAUAGUAAGUGAAUCCAAAGAGCCUUUACGUUUUGCCGAAGAUCAUAAAAGACUGUCUUUACAUGCUCGCAAAGAACUAUUGCGCAAUACACCCUAUGUGGUGAUAAGACCGCGUAAACUACAUAUGCCUGGUCUGCAGACCCAGGCUGUGACAGCAGCAGCAUCCGCCAAUCCAGGCACAACAAAUUUACAUCGUAAAACUGAUUCUUGGCAUCGUGAUUCAUUACUCUUAAAAAUGCCCGAUGAUAUAGCGGUGUCGGUGAAGGAUUGUAAAUUCUCGUGGAAUCCUCAAAAGUUGAUGCAAAUUUUAUAUAUACGUGAUAUUGUUAUACCGCGUGGCAAGCUGACCAUGAUUGUGGGUAAAAAUGGCAGUGGAAAGACAUCUUUGUUGUCGGCUUUACUGAUGGAAAUGCCUUUGAUAUCGGGCGAUAUGAUAUGGAACAAAACCUCUACGAUUGCUUUUGUACCCCAACAGCCCUGGCUGCUUAAUGCCAGCAUUCGUGAGAAUAUUUUAUUUGGGGAAUCUUUUCGUCCACGACGCUAUGAUUUUGUUCUAGAAGCCUGUGCUCUUAAACCGGAUAUAGAGCUGAUGCCGGCGGGAGAUUUGACGGUGAUAGGAGAGCGUGGCAUCAAUAUGUCGGGUGGUCAAAGACAAAGAGUGGCCAUAGCUAGAGCUUUAUAUUCCUCAGCUAAUGUGGUGAUAAUGGAUGAUCCUUUAUCAUCGUUAGACAAUGAAGUGGCCCGUCACAUAUUUGAACAAAGUAUUAAAAAAAUGCUAUUGAAAGCCAAUCGCACUGUCAUUUUAGUGACACAACAAUUAAAUUUACUACAACAGGCACACAAUGUAAUUAAUGUGUUGAAAGAUGGUUGCCUGCAAGCAUCGGUAAGCUACAAGGAUAUCGAAGUAACUCAUCCUCAUAUAAUCGCUAAAUGGACAAUAAUUGCUAAAGCCAAUGCAAAAGAACAACAAAAUAAUUCUGAAGAAAAUGCUGCUCUAGGCCGAACAGCUCGUGAACGAUGGAAAUUAUUUAAAAAUGUGGCCAAAUUGGGACUACAGCGUUCAGCUUCUAUAACAAAUUCAGGUGCUGCUUCUGCUCACACACCUAGUGAAUUGGAUGCGGAAACGGAUAUGAAACCAACAAGUUCUAUGGAAAACAUAUUAGCAGCUGACGAAGAUGAUGUAGAUGCCUACAAUCAAAUUUUGCCGGCGCACUCUUCUAUGAUCUCACACAAUACCAGCUUCAAAUUGAAACGUACCCCCUCUACUGUUUAUGGAUCACGGCAUCUCAUCUACGACGUUCCCCUGCCUCUUGAUGAAUGCCAAACGGAGAACGUCAUCCUAAGACGCCGCAGACGUACCAGCAGUCGUAGUGAUAGUCAACAGAAAGCCCGACCCAGUUCAAGAACUUCUAGUCGCCUAAGCAAUAUCAGCAAUACACCCACGGAACUAAGAAGAAGUUUACUCACCAACAGUUGCAGUAGUGCCAAUAGUUAUAUGACCAAUUUAAGUAGUAAUUAUGGAGAUGAGGUUACACCCACAUCUCGCACUCAAUCAUGGCAGCCAUCCACUAACACUAUAACGAAACAACAUCAACCUGUAGCUAGAAAUAUUUCUUCACCACCCACUUUUGAUGAGCAACUGGUUAAGGAGGAAGACGAAAAAGAUUCAUCGGAUGCUGCCCUAGUGGCAGAUUUGGUAAAAACUUCCGCUUCUAAUAAUGGUUUUCAACAGUUUUUGCGAAGAAUGUCUAUGAGAAAAUCGUUUAAGCCAAAAGGUGUGGUAAGCGGAGGACAUAAUAGGAGACCGCAUGGUGGUAAUACGGGUUCAAUAUUAAGUAUCUCUGAGGAAUCUGGCAUUGCUGGUUGUAGUGCUGCUUCGGUGCCAUCAAUUGAAUUGAGUUCAGUGGCAGCAACGGAUGCUGAAACUGAGACGGAAAGUUGGAUUGCUGGUAUAGAAAAUGAAGAAUCCAUACAAGAUGCCAAUAUUGACUAUAUGUUGUUGUCCAACAAUGGAAACAAUUCAAUAAAACAGAAAAACAGCAAUACAGCAGUAGCAACAACAAAACAUCAACAACCACCCACUACAAGUUAUGAUGUUGAACGUAAAUAUGGCAAAAUACCGGCGGAAAUAUAUUUGCUUUAUUUACGUGCAUCUGGUUUAACAAUUGUUUUAAUAUUUUUCAUCACGGCCCUAAUAUGGCAAACAUUGCGUGUUUAUACGGAUGUCUGGUUACAACACUGGACUGACGACAACUUUCAUUCGAAUCUUUUACAAAAAGCAACAGCAGCAGUUGCUACAAAUGCCACAAAGAAUAUAUCCGCACUACAUGAGCAACAAAUGAGCCACAAAUAUGCAUCAACAACAAUAGCAAUGAGUGCAUUUGCAUUGCCAUCUGCAUCAUCACUAGCUGGACGAGCAACAAUGACAGAAAAUGUAGAAAGUCAUGAAGUCACGUAUUAUUUUCAUAUUUAUGCUGCCAUUUCGUGUGUUUGUAUUCUGAUGGCCAUGUUAUCAACGCCGGCUGGUCAAUGGGCCGGCUGUAAAGCUCGUCAAAAUUUGCAUGAUAAACUUUUACAGUCGAUUAUGCACAAGUCAUUGCAUUUUUAAAUUACACCAUUGGGUCGAAUAAUGAAUAGGUUUAGUAAUGAUAUGGCCAUAAUAGAUAAGAAAAUUGCUGCUACCAGCCAACGUUUGUUACAAUUCACUUUAUGUGUCUGUGUGCCAUUCUACAAUGUUAUAUUCCCCUGGUUUAUGGUAGUGACCAUUCCUGUCUGUCUGGCUUAUUAUGCCAUUCAAAAGUUCUAUAGAUGUUCCUCCAGAGAAUUACAACGUAUUGAAAAUGCCACCAACUCACCAGUGAUAUCACAUCUAUCGGAAACCAUACAAGGUGUAACAACAAUACGUGCCUACAAUCAAGAGUCACGUUUUACAGAAAUCCUCUUUCGACGACUUGAAGAAAAUACAAUUGCAUUUACCAUAUUGAAUACCAGUAAUCGUUGGUUGGGUAUAUCAUUGGAUUACCUAGGUGGUGUGAUUGUAUUUGUGGCCAUAGUGACAGCUUUAUUGGCGGCAACAAUUGCCUGUAACAACUAUAGUAAACAAGUUGAUCAACAGCAGUACAACAGUGACAAUAAUAAACACUCGGUGACAAGCGAUACAAUAGCGACAUUGUUGCCCCUGACACCGACACCAUCUUUGGUUGGUUUGGCCAUAAACUAUACGCUGUUGAUGCCAAUUUAUUUGAAUUGGGUUGUAAAACUUUUGGCCGACAUGGAAAUGUAUGUUGGUUCCGUAGAACGUAUUGCUUAUUAUGCUGAAGAAGCUACAGAGAAUAUGGAAGAUGUUGAGGAAAAGAAAUUAGGGCACAAAGAGGAAGAAGAAGAAACAACUCAUAAAAAUGAAAAUGAAGCUAGUAAAGAUAAUAAGAGGAGCAAACAUGACAGGAAAACAAUUGCAACAUCAUCACCGACAACAUCACCAACAACUGCCAUGAACAUUAAGUCAAAGAAGUGUUCAACAUCUUCUAACUCGAACACAUCGUCGAAGCCAUUAGAACGUAAUGAUGCAGAACGAAGAGCCAGUGUGCGACGUUUGGCCAAGUGUAAAAAACAAUACAAUCCAGUAGCAAUUUCGUGGCCACAACGUGGUGAUAUAUCUUUUGAAAAUGUCAGUUUACGUUAUGAAGGGCAACCAGAGGAUGUUAUUAAAAAUUUAAACUUAACAAUACCAGCAGGUCAAAGG
This is a messenger RNA of Lucilia sericata (common green bottle fly), 6738 nucleotides long. It is a transcript of the gene Sur, whose product is annotated as ATP-binding cassette sub-family C member Sur. Gene Ontology annotation, biological process: transmembrane transport. Gene Ontology annotation, molecular function: ATP hydrolysis activity; ABC-type transporter activity; ATP binding. Lineage: Eukaryota; Metazoa; Arthropoda; Insecta; Diptera; Calliphoridae. Gene Ontology annotation, cellular component: membrane. The record is from RefSeq and is a predicted model, not a curated record.